AUGCCUCCAGUUCACGAUAUUUGCGCACGCGUCCAAAAUGGUUUCAGAGCUCGUUUACAAAGUAUUGCUAUUCCAGAUACGAAAAUGAACCUUGCGAUUUCCAUGAUCCUUUAUCGACAAGGGUUUAUUUCUUCUGUACAACGCGGUAACCACCUUGAGCCAGAUAAGGAAUUUGUGCAAACUCUACCACAUAAUAUCGCAAGUCGAAGAUUAUGGCUUGACCUUAAAUAUCGAAAUAAUGAACCAGUUUUAAAAGCGAUGUCAUGUGUAAGCAAAGGUUCAAGGAGAGUAUAUAUGAAUGUUGAAGAACUUAAGAAUUUGAUAGCUGGAAGAAGGGCUAAAUUAAUCACACCAUUAAAACUUGGUGAAAUUGCUAUCAUUAAUACAUCUUGCGGUGUCUUGGAAAUUAAUGAAGCUAUUGAGCAAAAUCAUGGAGGAGAAAUUCUUUGUAGGGCUAUCUAA
Molecule: messenger RNA, 462 nt
Organism: Funneliformis caledonium
Lineage: Eukaryota; Fungi; Glomeromycota; Glomeromycetes; Glomerales; Glomeraceae
Source: the annotation of a GenBank genome assembly